Molecule: messenger RNA, 1711 nt
Organism: Moneuplotes crassus
Lineage: Eukaryota; Ciliophora; Spirotrichea; Euplotida; Euplotidae
Source: the annotation of a GenBank genome assembly
UUUAAAUCUAAAAUGGACUUCGAUUUUAACCUUACUGAUGUUUUGAAUGCCAACCCUGACGGCAUUGUUAUACUUGAUGGAACUAGGAGCUUGAGGAAAGGUCCUCAACAUUACUCAGCAGGGAUGAAAGUUGAUCCUCAUCAAAAGUUAGUCAAUGAAGUUGUUGAUCUUGCGGGAGAAAAGAGCGCAGAAGCUCAAAAACUUCUUACAGCUGUCACCAAUUCUAUUCGAUUCUUCAAUAGUGAAGACAGGCUAUAUCUUGUUGUUGACCAAUUCACAUGCAUUGGGUUACUCAAAGUAGGAUAUAAAAAGCUCUUCGUUCGUGAUGAAAUUGGGAAUAUGAAGGAAAUUGAACCCCUCUGUGUGCUUGACUUUUAUGUUCAUGAAAAUUAUCAGAGGGAGGGAUAUGGAAAAUACCUCUUCGAGUUCAUGCUUGAUAAUCAAAACAUUGAACCCAAUAAGAUUGCUUAUGAUAGGCCAUCAGUGAUGUUUCUCAGAUUCCUCAAAAAGCACUAUGGUCUGAUCAACUAUGUUCCUCAAUCAAACAACUUUGUAGUUUUUAGUAAUUAUUUCGUCAACGACAAGACUUACAAAACUUACAUAAAGGAUCCAGUACAGCUAAGAUCUGGAGCAGUACAUCCCAAAAGCACGGCUUUAAAGAAGCAGGCUGAAAACUAUGAAGAGCCUCUUUGAAGAUAUGAAAUGCCUCAAUCCUCGACUAAUUCACUUCCUUCUUACAAAGAAGUAAUCAAGUUGGGGCAAGAUUCUACAAAUGCUAAGUUUGAUCCAACGAAAGCUCCAUUGCAUCCUACUGGAACUGGCUUUGAAGAUCAGAAGGAAAAUAAUGCUCAAAAUCUAUCCGAGAAAUAUGAUCCAUCAAAGAAACCAAAUGAAGGUUCUAGAGAUAGUAAAAAGGUAAAAUUCUCUGAAUCUCCUCAAUAUUAUGAAGCCAGGUCAAAAGAAGAGUAUGAUAGGAAAGCUGAGAUCCCUUCCUCUGGUAGGCCCACAUACAAUAAUUAUGAUGGAUAUCAGGCCCCAGCAGGAAGAAAUUACACUGACCCAGAAAUAGAAAAGAAUCAAUUUGAGAAGAAAUUCAAUAGAACAAGUUCUAACUUCGAAACUAAGGAGACUGUUGAAGAGGUAUUUGCACAUCCCGAAUCUGAAGGUCCUUUAACAGGAACGGGAGAGCCUACCAAAGAAAAGAUACCUGUCGAGUAUGACAUCAAAAAGACUGAGCAGCGGAUCAAAGACACAGAAGCAGAAUUGUUAAAAUGACAAGAAAGAAUCAACAAGAUUCAGCUCCAGAGUGAGAAGUUAUCAAAAACCUCAGAAGGAUUCAACAAGUCCAAUAAAUUUAUGAAACAAGAGAAGCAUAUUGAUUCUACAGAAAAAGAUGUGACCAAGCCUGAUCCAAAUUCCAGUGGCUACAACAAAAGGUUUGGUUACGCAACGGUUUAUGAUAACAAAUUCAAAAGCAUUGCGAAAGACUCGAAAGUUUUAGAAAAGGAGUUAACCAAGACUGGGUCAAAGCUUCUUGCUCAAAACCCGAAUAUGAAUACAUAUCAGCACCAGGAGAUGUUGAGAUCAACUCCGUUUGGAGCAAAUACUUCUGGGAGUAGCGCUUAUUCCAAGAUGACCUCAUCCAGUGCAUAUGGUAACUUCUUCAGUAAGAGAAAGUUCUAAUCAGUAAAUUCAAUAAUUUCGAAAAUAA